CAUUUGGUUCUGAAUAUCACCUCCCCCUUGCACCUGUCAGUUCCCAGUUAGAGACAGUGCGUACUUGUGUUGGGUAGUUUAUCGCUCCCUAAGGCACAAUGGUGAAACUCAGCUUACCGAACCACGGCUUGGAUGAUAGAGUUCCCUCCUACGCUGAGCUGGAUAAGAGGGAACUGGAAGAAGUGGAUGAAAGACCCAAGUGGGACAACAAGGCCCAGUACAUGUUAACAUGUGUUGGAUUUUGUGUGGGAUUAGGAAAUGUUUGGCGUUUCCCCUACCUUUGUCAGAGUCAUGGAGGAGGUGCUUUCAUGAUCCCGUUUCUUAUCUUGCUGGUGCUUGAAGGUGUCCCACUACUGCAUAUAGAGUUUGCUAUUGGGCAACGCCUGAGGAAGGGUAGUGUGGGGGUAUGGAGUACCGUUCAUCCUUACCUGAAAGGGGUGGGUAUCGCAUCAAUGAUGAUUUCCUUCCUGGUCGGUUUAUAUUACAACGCUAUCAUUGCCUUGGUUAUGUGGUAUUUCUUUAAUUCAUUUCAAGAACCUCUGCCCUGGAGCUCCUGUCCGCUGAAUGAAAACCACACAGGAUAUGUGGAUGAGUGUGCCAGGAGCACCUCAGUGGAUUAUUUUUGGUACAGAGAAACCUUGAACAUUUCCAAUGGUAUUGAUAAAUCAGGUACUAUCCAGUGGUGGCUGCUACUUUGCCUUAUAUGUGCUUGGUCUGUGCUGUAUGUGUGCACAAUCAGAGGAAUUGAAACAACUGGCAAGGCUGUAUAUAUCACCUCUACUCUCCCUUAUCUUGUACUCACAAUCUUCCUGAUUCGAGGCCUGACGUUAAAAGGAUCAGUCGAUGGAAUUAUAUUUCUCUUUACACCAGAUGUGGCUGAGUUGGCAAAUCCGGUCACCUGGCUAGAUGCUGGGACACAAGUGUUUUAUUCCUUUUCCCUGGCGUCUGGUGGCUUGAUAUCCUUCUCCAGUUAUAACUCAGUUCACAACAAUUGUGAGAAAGAUGCUGUGAUUAUCUCCGUCAUCAAUGGCUUCACAUCCAUAUAUGCAGCCAUUGUAAUAUACUCCAUCAUAGGUUUCCGAGCAACAGAACAAUUUGAUGCCUGCUUUGAUGCCAAUAUUCUAGCCUUGACCAAUACCUUUGAUCUACCAGAAACAAAUUUAACCCAAGACAACUAUUACCAAGUGCUGAGUUAUUUAAACAGCACAGAACCCCAAACCAUUGCCAACCUCAAUCUGAAGACCUGUGAUCUGGAUAAUAUAUUGAGCCAGGGUGUGGAAGGAACCGGAUUAGCUUUUAUUGUCUUUACCGAAGCUAUUACAAAAAUGCCAGUCUCUCCACUCUGGUCCAUUUUGUUCUUCGUAAUGUUGUUCUGCUUGGGGCUGUCAUCAAUGUUUGGAAAUAUAGAAGGUGUAUUAGUCCCCAUCCAAGACAUGAAGCUCUAUCCAAAGAAAUGGCCGAAGGAAUUUCUUACUGGCACGAUCUGUCUGGUGUGCUUUUUCAUCGCAUUUAUAUUUGCCCUGAAUUCGGGAAACUAUUGGCUGGCUCUCUUUGACACAUACGCCGGCUCCAUCCCUCUGUUAGUUGUUGCUUUUUGUGAGAUGGUGUCCAUUGUAUACAUUUAUGGCAUAGACAGAUUCAACGAAGACAUCGAAUGGAUGAUUGGUCACAAGCCAAAUAUCUUUUGGCAGGUUACCUGGAGAUUCAUCAGCCCAAUCAUAAUGCUGGUCAUAUUCAUAUUCUACCUCGUAAUAACAGUGACUGAAAAGUUGACGUACAUUACCUGGGAUAUAGAUUAUGUGAAUUUCCCCAACCAGUUUGAGAAACCUUACCCUAGCUGGGUGACUGGAGUUAUUCUCAUUUUGGCUGGCAUACCCAGUUUAGUCAUACCUUUCACUGCCAUCUAUUUGUGCAUCCAAAACAAGUGCAAGAAGAACAAUGACCAGCAGAGCCUUGUCCAGUCUACAUCAGUCACUUCAGUAAAUGGAAUAGCAAACAAACUAGUGUAACUGGACUCCUCAAAAACAAUAGCAGUAAUUUAUAUUACUCACUUUGCCAUGAACUGUAUUCCAAAACAAAAUGCACAAGAACCGACAGCUGAAAAUAUUUUAAAUUGUUCAUGUUUUUACUUUGAUGGAAUAUAUUGGUUUUAUAUCCUGCCAUAAAUGAGCUUCUGGUUUACAAUCACCCUAAAGCAUGUAUUUUAACAGACCAUAUUUGAACUUUGUCGAAAAAGUGUUUUUGUUUUUCUUUCGAGAGCAGAUGCUAGGGGCUCCGAGCUACAUCACUGAUGAGAGGUUACCCUGCUUUGUUUCAGGGCUGAUCUAAUGGCCCUAAACUAACACACUACAUCCCAUUCAUUUCUCAGUCCUUAAGGUUCCAGCAUUUCCAAAUAGUAAAAUCCCAAAUGGUAAGUAGCAACGUAUGUGCAAUGCUUUACAAAGCUUCCUCCUGAAAAACACUGGGCUUCAAAAGUUGCCGAAUUAUUCCUAUGUUAUAAUCAAUGUCUAACCUCAGCGCAAUGGAAGUAACUAUUGACUUCUACAUUGUAAGUUAUCCUUUAGACCUCAGAGCAAUUCUCUUACCAUUCACUUUUUAGUUUCCCCAAGUCCCCAGGGUAACAUCUAAAGGAGAGUGGGUGAUUACUUCAAACACGUGGGUGAAAGUAAACAUUUUUGUACCCUACAAUAAUAAAUCAUAAUAAGAAGCCAUUAUGUUAACUCAUUGAGCCUGUUC
Messenger RNA from Callorhinchus milii (elephant shark), 2736 nucleotides. Its product is annotated as sodium-dependent neutral amino acid transporter B(0)AT1. The coding region runs from base 99 to 2009 and encodes 636 amino acids. Gene Ontology annotation, cellular component: membrane. Gene Ontology annotation, biological process: sodium ion transmembrane transport. The transcript has 12 exons. NCBI's taxonomy places the organism in Eukaryota, Metazoa, Chordata, Chondrichthyes, Chimaeriformes, Callorhinchidae. The record is from RefSeq and is a predicted model, not a curated record.